This is a messenger RNA of Punica granatum (pomegranate), 2041 nucleotides long. Lineage: Eukaryota; Viridiplantae; Streptophyta; Magnoliopsida; Myrtales; Lythraceae. The record is from RefSeq and is a predicted model, not a curated record.
CCAUGGAUGGCCCCCUCAUUUAUGUAAGAAAACAGAGAGGAGAAGGCAACCAUACUAUCCAUUCCAUCUCCCACAGAAGGACAAAAUAAAUGUCUUCCUUCAAGGCACCUCUUGUAGGUUAGCUCAAUUGUCUUCAUCUAACAAUUCAUUUGUCCAUUGCAAACUUCAAGGAUUUGAGGGGGGGAUAUGGAGGAUGGCAGUGGGACCAAGAAAAGAGAGAUUGAAGAAGGACAGCAUAGAGAAAGCGAGAGAGAUGAAGAGAAAUGGGUGUACGAUUCGUCUGUCGAUUACAAGGGAAGGAUCCCUCUCCGUGCUUCUACCGGCGUGUGGAAAGCCUCCCUCUUCAUCAUCAUCAUGGUGCAGCGAUCGAGUUCAGUGAGAGACUGAGCUACUUCGGGAUAGCGACGAAUCUGAUAUCUUACCUGACUGCUGAGAUGCAUCAGGACUUGGAGACAGCGGCGAAAAAUGUCAACUAUUGGGCAGGCGUUACCACUAUGAUGCCUCUGCUUGGCGGGUUCUUGGCAGAUGCAUAUGUCGGAAGGUUCAACAUGGUCGUCUUCUGUUCCCUCAUCUACCUCGUGGGCCUGAGUCUCCUAACAAUGUCUAAUUACAUCCCCCGCCUAGGCCCGUGCCCUGACUCACCCUCAUGCAAGAGCCCGUCAAAGACCCACGAGGUCUUGUUCUUCCUCGCCCUCUACUGCAUCUCCCUUGGGACGGGGGGACAUAAGCCCUGCCUGGAAAGCUUCGGGGCAGACCAGUUCGAUGAUGACCACCCUGGGGAGCGCAAAAAGAAGAUGUCCUACUUCAACUGGUGGAACUUUGCACUCUGCUGCGGGCUCUUUCUAGGCGUGACCGUGAUAGUGUACCUCCAGGACCAUGUGAGCUGGGGAGUCGCUGAUCUCGUCCUCGCCGUAACGAUGGCAGUCACGAUUGUCUCGUUUUAUUGUGGGAAGAGGUUCUACAGGUUUAGGCUGCCUGAGGGCAGCCCUUUGACCCCAUUAGGGCAGGUCUUGGUUGCAGCCCUGAGGAAGAGGAAGUUGAGGUGCCCUUCUAGUGUGGAUGAUCUCUUUGAAUUGACGAGAGCUGAAAAGAGAGAGCAGGGGAGGCUCCUGCAGCACACCAAUAGGCUCAGGUUUCUUGACAAAGCCGCAAUAAUGGAUGAAAGGGACAGGAGAGCACCCGAAGGGAAACGCAACCAUUGGAGGUUGGGAACCGUGACGAGGGUCGAAGAGACCAAGCUUGUCAUGAGCAUGAUCCCGAUAUGGCUCACUUCACUAAUGUUUGGAGUUUGCGUUGCACAAUCGUCAACUUUUUUCGUCAAACAGGGUCAGUACAUGAACCGGAAAAUUGGGAAAAGUUUCCAGAUCCCGCAAGCCUCCAUCUAUGCCCUUGCAGCUGUUGGAAUGAUAAUUUCUGUUACCUUCUACGAGAAAAUCCUCAAUCCGGCACUUCGAAGAUCGACAGGUAAGGAGAGAGGCCUCGCCAUCCUCCAGAGAAUUGGAAUAGGGAUGAUAUUUUCAGUUGUGGCCAUGGCGGUGGCGGCAUUGGUUGAAAUGAAGAGAUUGAGGGGUGUCAAAGAAGGGAUAGUUCCAAGCGUGUUUUGGCUGGCUCCUCAGUUCCUGAUCCUUGGGCUAGGUGACGGUUUCACCUUAGUCGGGUUGCAGGAGUACUUCUACGAUGAGGUACCCGACUCGAUGAGGAGCCUAGGGAUUGCAGUGUAUCUCAGCGUGAUUGGGGGCGGGAGCUUCCUCAGCAAUUUUCUGAUAACUAUCGUCAACCGGAUGACCAGAGAAGUGGGUGGGAAGAGUUGGAUCAGCCGGACCCCGAACACAAGCCGGCUCGAUAAAUUCUAUUGGCUUUUGUCGGCAAUGACCGUGUUGAACUUGUGCAUAUAUGUGCUCGUUGCUAGAAAUUACACUUACAAGAAUGUGCAAAGAAAUGAUGUUAGUGAUUAUAAGGACAUCGAAGGAGUUGAAUUAGUGACCUGAAAAUAUAGAUUCCAGUUCAAGAAAUAAAAUCGCUCUAUGUUCUUUGGUAUUUA